Molecule: messenger RNA, 889 nt
Organism: Halteromyces radiatus
Lineage: Eukaryota; Fungi; Mucoromycota; Mucoromycetes; Mucorales; Cunninghamellaceae
Exons: 1
Coding region: 76-771 (231 amino acids)
Biological process (GO): ubiquitin-dependent protein catabolic process
Cellular component (GO): cytosol
Molecular function (GO): polyubiquitin modification-dependent protein binding
Source: RefSeq, a predicted model, not a curated record
GCAGGAACCACAAAUACACCUACUUCUAAUGCAGCAGCACCAGCCGCAAAUCCUUUUGCCAGUUUACUUGGAGGUAUGGGAAGUAUGGGUACUGAAAACAACAACAACAACAACAACAAUAACAAUAUGAACAAUCCUUUCGGUAUGUUCGGUAGUGGAUUUGGUGCUGGAGCGAUGGGUAAUAGUUUUGGUGGAGCACCUGAUGUUAAUAUGAUGAAUCAAAUGAUGCAAAAUCCAGCGUUUACACAAUAUAUGUCUACUUUAUUACAAAACCCUUCUGUAUUGGACUCAAUUAUUGCUAGCAAUCCUCAAUUAUCUGCUAUGGGACCUCAAGUACGUACCAUGUUACAAUCACCUGAAUUCCGUCAAAUGCUUAGCAAUCCUGAAUACCUUCGACAAAUGGCUGCCAUGCAACAAUAUGCUCAAUCUAUGGGAUUUGGUGGUGGUAUUCCCAAUAACAACAAUAAUAAUGAUCAACAACAACAACAACAACAACAACAACCAGCUUUUAAUCCAUUUGCUAUGUUAGGAGGUGGUGCUGGAAUGACGGAUCCUCAAGUACAACAAAAUUUAGCUUCUCUUUUUGGUGGUAUGGGUGGUGUUCCUUCUCAACCGACUGAUACAAGAUCUCCUGAAGAACGAUUUCAAGUUCAAUUACAGCAAUUGAAUGAAAUGGGAUUUUGGGAUGCUGCCAAGAAUAUUCAAGCUUUACAGGCCACAGGUGGAAAUGUCAAUGCUGCUAUUGAAAUGUUAUUUAGUGGAAACCUUUAGAUCCUUUUUUUUUUUUUUUUUACUCCCUUGUUUAGUAUAUAUCAUUUUAUUUUUUUUUAUUUAUUUUAUUUUAUUUUAUACAACCAAUUAUCAUUUUCGUUUGAAUAAAGUUUUUUUU